Papaver somniferum (opium poppy) is the source of this 3409-nucleotide messenger RNA. RefSeq names its product monooxygenase 2-like. The record is from RefSeq and is a predicted model, not a curated record. The coding region runs from base 459 to 791 and encodes 110 amino acids. The transcript has 4 exons. Lineage: Eukaryota; Viridiplantae; Streptophyta; Magnoliopsida; Ranunculales; Papaveraceae.
UUUGGCUGGUCUUCUUUCUUGGUGUAGCAAAGGAUUUUUAUUCUACAAGUUUUUGAUCUUGCACCGUAAUGCAUUGAUUCCGACCGCUAAAAGGUGAAUUAACAAACCCAUCCGACAACAUACAACUUGCUUAAAUCAGCUUGACACAUUUUGACAUUGCCUAAUCCACUUGUAUGUUGUAUAUCUUAUCACGGAGGUGUGGUCUGGAAUUUAAGUCAAAGGAUCCACUCCCAUACAAAAAAUAUUAUUUCAAGGAAAAGAUGCAAUAAGAGAAAGAAUCAGAGGCACUAAUCAUGCCUGGAUUAAAAGAAGUAUUUUGAAGAAGAAGAAGGAUCAUAAUUAAGAACUGUUACGUGUAACUUUAAUUUUCUUCAAUUUAUUCUACCCUUUUAUCACUUUAUUGCAUUUCUGUUGUUUCAUAGUGAGAAAAAGAAAAGAAAACAUACUUGAAAUUUUUAAUGGAUUAUCAGAUGAUCAAUAAUAACAACAAUAUGAUAGAAGAAGAAGAUACCGUAAUCGUUGGCGCAGGAAUCGCGGGGCUUGCAACAUCUUUAGGACUACACAGAAUCGGUUUGAAAAGUUUGGUGUUGGAGAAUUUGAGGGUAACAGGGUUUGCAUUCACAACAUUCACUAACGCUUGGAAGGCUUUGGAUGAUCUUGGCAGACUAGUGGCUACUUCUACAAUUUCCGGAAUUCCUACCUCACACACGUCAUUUACAGACCCUCAAGGAAAUUCACCACAAGAACAUGAAAUUCGGUGCGUUGGGAGGAAAGUACUGCUCAAACACUAGCAAAUGAACUUCCACAAGGCACCAUUAGAUUUUGUUCUAAGGUUGUGUCAAUUGAAGAACAGGGGUAUGCUAAACUGAUUCACCUAGCAGACGGAUCUGUCAUCAAGACUAGGGUAUUAUUAUAAGGACAACUCCUGUGUGUGCGCGCUUUAUACAUGUGAAGAUAUGUAUGCGUUUAAUCACUACUAGUAACCCAACCCCGAAUUCCAUUUUUUUAGGUCUUAAUUGGGUGUGAUGGAGUGAACUCAGUGGUAGCAAAAUGGCUAGGACUUCAAGAGCCAGUUUUCGCUGGGCGGACAUCAAUCCGGGGCCAUGCUGUUAUCAGCGAGAACGAGGGUCACUGUUUUGGCCCCACAUUCUUGCAAUUCUUUCGUGAUGGCUGUCGCUCAGGUUUCCAGCCAGUCAACCAAAACACAAUAUAUUGGUUUUUCACACAUGCUCACUCAAUAUUACCUCGUGAGCCAUUGAUUGAUCGUACCAAAAUCUGACAGUUUAAGAAAUUGAUAGGUGUUGUAAGCACCUUAAUUAUUGUCUAUUGUUUAUGCUUUCUUUACGAGUUUUUAUGUAAGUUAUAUAUCUUAUGUUUGUUUUUGAGGGUAUUAGAUGCAAUUGAAUCAUUAUGCGCAAGAGAAGGAGAAAACGUCCAUUUAGAGCGUGAAAGCAAAAAGCUCAAUUCACUGGCGAGUGAUAUUUGGAGCAGGCUAGGUUGGGCAAGGAGGAGCUGAAUAAUGAAUUCUCAGUUUCGCAUAAUGGACAGAACAAGAAGAGUACUGGAUGGUCCAUAUUGAUAUGUUGGGUGCCUACAGAAGUUUUGGCUAUUACCGACACCUGGAAUUGAGAGAAUGAUCAUUCCCCAACUCAGAGAGAAAAGAAAUGGCAGCUCCAUUAGAAUUCAGAUGGAAAUGGAGAUCGAGAGAUUGAUGAGGUUCACAGUGAAAUGAGCUAUACGGAUUCGUAUUAGGGUAAAAUCAAACGGGUCUUUGAACUGAAUCUCAGAAACAAGGAAGGAAUUAGGUUGUAAUUUGAAAUUGAGAACUGCAGAUAGGGUUUUGAUUUGUUUCUGAAAUUGAAGAACGAGCAGUAACAGUUGAGUCUGGAUCGAGACAUGGCAAAGAAUGGCUUAAGUUUCAAUCUGUGUAUAAAAGACAUUGAGAUCGAGAAGAGCUGAUGGAUUCUGUUGAAGACGAUGAAAGGGGAAGAUCCAGUUGAGCAAUUAGGGGGUUUAUGUGAAUCGAUGUUGCUGAGUACAGAGAAGAUGAAGAAGCUGAUGUUGUUCAAUGAUGGUACUGACUUGAGAUUGAAGGGGGUUUGCUCUGAUUUUGAAAGCAACAGGAAGAAUUCAAGAGUCUGAUGUUUCUGAGAUGAAGUGAUAGCUAGUGCAACAAUUGGUGGAUGUUUACAAAGGGUUUUGUAGUGAAGAUUACAGGGAAAGCUGAGAGGAACAAGGCAGUGGUGAUAAAAGAUGAUGGAGGCAGUACUGGUGGAGCAGUUGAAGACUGGUGGAACUGAUGCUAUAGAGCUAAUGGGUACUGUGGGAGCUGUGUAGUUAUGGAUGAUUGGAGUUUUCGCAGUGCAGGUGAGUUAAUGUUUCCGCUCAGAUGGCAGGCGAACAAGAAGCUGCUAAUGCAUAUGGUGGUACUGUACAAGUUCAGUCUUUAUUUGGCUGAAGUCUGGUAGGUAUUGCUGGUGAAGGUUAUGAUGUUGGCUAGAGAUAAUGGGACUGCAGGAGUGAAACUAUGGCUUGAGUGGUUGUAUGAAUGGAUGCAAGUGGUUUGAGCUAUUGAAGCAACAGAAAUGGCAGAGAAAUAAGUGGAUGUGCAGGUUGGAUAUAUUUAGAUGAAUGUUUAGGACAGGGUAUAUGCAAAUGAGAUUUGAAGCAGGCAGUGAUUCUGGAGCUGUUGUUUGAGUUGAGCUGUAUGCAGUAGAGAACCAGAAAUGCAAUGCAGGGAAAGAGAGCUGAUGAUUGUUUCCUGUCAUGAAUGAAUUGGCAGAAAGCAAUGCUGGCCAUGGGCAGAUAAUAUGUAUUGCAGUGGUGGAGCUGUCGGAGGACAAGAUGGCCGAGCUAUGGGGAGCUGAAUUGCAGGAAGCGAGAAAUGAUGCGGAUGAUCAUAAGGUGCUGAUGUUCAAGGUGCAGCUAUGGUGCUGUUGAAAUGCCGGAAUCAGUAGAUGUGGCUGCUGUUCAGUUGAGCCGGGAGGAGCUAGAGCUGCAGAAUAUGGCAUUGGCUGUGAUCUGAGAGGGAAUGGCUCUUGUGGAUGAACUCAGGGAGAUGAGGAAAUGAACUGGUGCUUGUGAAGAUGCAGUGGUGCUGCUACUGGUGAUGUGGUGGUGCAGAUAAGGAAUUGGAGAUACUAUGGAGUACUGGUGGUGUGAUUUCAGUUGAGGAGCAAUAGCAUAAGCAAGAGGUGUUGCUGUUGAAACCAGAUGGGUUGCAGUCAGGUUCAAAAUGAGUAGCUGCUAUCGGAACUGGUGCAGGGAUAAUGCAGGUUAUGAAGUUGCUACAAGAUAGUGGUGUUGUUACUUUGCAGCUGGAAUUAUGAGUAAACAAGUCAAGUACGAGAUGUUAAUGGAGCUGUUGAAGUUACAACUGAUGCAGUGAAGAAUAGAAAGCAAGACAGGG